Molecule: messenger RNA, 1678 nt
Organism: Oncorhynchus gorbuscha (pink salmon)
Lineage: Eukaryota; Metazoa; Chordata; Actinopteri; Salmoniformes; Salmonidae
Product: V-type proton ATPase subunit S1-like protein
Exons: 7
Coding region: 149-1195 (348 amino acids)
Cellular component (GO): proton-transporting V-type ATPase complex
Source: RefSeq, a predicted model, not a curated record
AGUGGGUGUGACCGUGACACAUGAUUGCCCCUCCCUCUAAAUGCCUAUUGGCUGCUGCCCGUGUCCAUCAUUAGGUUCAGGCUUCGGCUCUUAUCGAAGAACGUUAUGAAGCAGUCAUCAUCUGUGGCAGUCUCACCUGGCCGGCUCCAUGGCAAAACAAUACUUAUUUAUGUAUUUUAAUUUAUUUUCUGUCGUUUUUCUGCAGCUCUCUUUGUCCUUUGAUCAAGUGUCUGCGGUUGUGGAAAAAAGUUUAGCGGGGCCCACAUCCCAAGAUAUCAGGGUUCAAAACAAUGGGUUGGCUGCCCAGAGCCACAGUGCUGCUUCCGAUGGGGAGAGUUCUUCGCUUAUAGCGGAGGACCCUCUCAGGAGAGUCCUGCAGCCUUAUGAGUGGCAGCUGGACUCCCCACACAGAACCAAACGGAGGCUACUGCAGACAUCCAGCAUUCUUCCUUACUCUCCUCUGAGCGUGGUUUACAACAGCAAAACAUGUAUCCUGUUUAGGGCCAGGAAGCUUGCCAUCAGGUUCAGGAACAGCACCGUAGUGGAUCUCACAGAGAAGGCCUUCGGCCCCGAUGCACCAGUGGACACCAAAGGCUCUAUGUGCAGCAAAGACAAAGCUACGCUUGUACUACGUUUCGGAGAUGUGGAGGACUUGAGAGGACUUGCAAUUAGACUACAAAUGUCCAACACAUUCUAUGAGUCGGCAGGGCAGAACUGGUUCACUCUGGACAGCGUACACAUCCACUACAACUGGACCCAUGAGGCAACAUUCAACGCCACCGAUGUUUACGCUCCUAGUACCCACUCCUACCACUGUCAGCACGUCAGCAGUCUGCAGAAGUACGACACGCUACUCGUACCCAGCUCCAUCACAGACAACUCUGCAAACUGGCACAUCACCUUCACAGACUUCCAGAUACAAUCGUUCAAUGUGCUGUCCAACAAGUUUGGCUCAGCCAGUGAUUGCGCUACGUUCUUCACCCCAGCUAUCCUCAUGGGUCUGAUCACCUCUCUAAUCCUUCUCCUGGUCCUGGCCUACGCGCUGCACAUGGUGGUGCACCUCAAACACAUCGACACCUACGAAGAACACAAGACCACCGUCUACUUCCCCCGCAGCACAGAAACUGCAGAAUGCACCGGCGCCGCCAGGACUGGCACUACCAGCUCCACUGCCACUGAGAAAAACAGCUUGUAGGACUCCGUUUCCCAGGAUCCACCUCAGUCUCCACCACUAUGAGUAUACUGUAAACUGUUUCUGUAGGUGUCAGAUAGUGACUAUGCAGGGCCUCUGACUGAAUCCUCUGAUGGCUGGCAGACCGACCGACUGACUAAACUCAAUAGAUAAAGCAACCUCCCAUACUGAAGGGCCUGAAAGACAUGGUGAUAGUCUGAACCUGAUAUGGUUGUCCACUUUUGCAUCACUUUGGCUCAGGCAGUGGUUGUUCAAGCCAGAUAGAUCUAAUCAUUUGUGGCUCAGCAUCAUCUGGUGGAUUUGGAUACAGCUUUGGAGGUGAUCCGGAGACAUUGACCAGUUAUCUGGCAUUGCAAAGCAAAAACAAAGUAAUUAUGUACUCUUGAAUGAAAUUCAAAUGGAUAUAAGAACAAGUAUUUAGUUCCUUGUCAGUACUAUAAAUGCUGGUAUAUAUAUACACACACACACACACACACACACACACAC